UUUUUCUAAGCACUCAUUUUUGAAAAAUUGUAAUUCAGUAUUCAUUGAAAAUAGAGAGCUCCGAAUUAUUGCAUUCAAAAUUUUAUUAUCUAAAAAAGGAGAGAGCUAAAUUUUCUGUUCGAUGACUGGAUUUGACGGAAAUAGCUGAAAACUCGCCCUGUAUCUAGGUAUUUUGAAUUAAAAGAUAGAUGGUUCUGGACUUCUCUCAUUUAUCCUAACAAUAAUUAAAAUACAAUAUUGCAAUCAAACCUUUUUUCAUGAUGUUUAUAUUGAUUGAUUGGACUAAGACUCAACAUGUGAUUAUAUUACCGAUAUUCAUACAAUUUUUAAAAUCAUGCUAAAGCUCCAAGAAUUUUUGGCACUAUAAAGUAUUUAUAAUUUUUCAGUAUCACUUGAAAAUGUUGAAGUAUUUAAAAAAUCGUAAGUUUCAGGAGGAGAUUAUCUAAACAGAAAAGCAUGGAUAAAAAAUCUGAGUCAGAGAAGCAAACUGAUUUUGAUGUGGACAAUAACUCAAGUAAACUACAGAAACCUGUACAUUUGGCUGGUACAAUAUCAGAAGAAUUUUGUCAUACCGAAAAAAUGGAUAACACAGAUUUGGGUAGAGUAGUGGAACUUGCACAAGAAUCAUGGGUUGAUAAAAAAUCAAAUGACCGUAGUGAAGUUGGAAAUGAAGAUUCUAAGGAUUCAAGUGUUUUAGAAGAGUCUACGGUUGAGGGAGGAUCAAGUGAACUGCGCAGUAUUUACUUGCAACUGCUUGAGAAUGGCUAUUUUAAUAGGGUGAAUCCCAGUGGCUUGGGAUGGCAUGUAGACACCACUUUCAUGUCUUGCCGUCAGGUUGAAGAUCGCCAUGAGUUAGGCCUAACUUACUUAACAAAUGAUGAGGCAUGUACUAGUAAUUGCAAUCAAGCAGCGCCUUCUCUUGAGAAAUCAGCAUCCAGUAAUCAAAGAACAGAAACUAAUGAGACAUCUCAUCACUGUGGAGAUGAAUUUAACAAGACUACUGAUCCGCUCAUAAACAUAAAAGAUACCUUCAAAUUAAUUCCACAGAUACCACAUACUAAUAAAAUAGAAGCUAUUUCAUUAAACGAUGAAAAUAGUUUUGAACAUAUUGUAAAAACUGAAAGAUCCGUGAAAAGCAAUAACUAUCAUGAAACAAAUAAAUUUUUAGGUAAUGAUGGGAUGCUGGAGAUUGAUAAUUUUAAUUAUGGUUCAAAACUAAUCAAUGAGAGGGAUGAAGAGUCAAACUCAUCAGAAUUAGUAUUAAUAAACCAGAUAAAUCUAUCAGAAGAAAGUAGAAGUAAUCAGCAGUCACCUUCAAAAUCAGGUCAAAAAGAAACUCAAAAAUCCACCGGAGGGAAUUGGUCUGGAAAGUACGAUGUAAGAAACUUCGACGAUAAUAACAAAAAGGAUUUUGGAAAGAUGUAUGAAAAAUUGUUAUACUAUAGGGUGGAUAAUGGAUCUAAAAAUGAACGUCAAAGUAAGAAUCUCAAACAAUCGAUAUUGACAUGUGAGCUGAAUAAUAACUUUGUAAAUAAUAAAGAUCAACUUGAAAAAGAGAAGCUGAUGGAAAAAAAUGAAAAUAUCGUCUACUUAUUCCAUCGACGAUUUUUAGAGUACCUAAGGCAAACUGAUAAUGGAUGCGUCAGACAAGAAGAUUAUAAAGCUGCUAUGGUUACUGGUCUUAACUUUUCAAAAUGGAUGCAGAAAAUUGUUCAAGAAAAUGAUCAACUGAAAAAAUUCAUAUCAAAAAGAAGUUCCUCGACUAAUGAAAAACAAGCAAAUUAUGAUUCUCAUAUCAUGGCAUUUUUAUUAAAUGACCCCAAAAAUAGUGAUAGUGAAUGUGAACUUUUUGAAAUGAGGGAAAUUUCAGAAGAAGAUGCACAGAACAAACUGGGAGAUCCUUUGCAAACAAUUUCCGAGAGUAUGGAGCUUUCACCUAAAAACCCAGAAAACGAUCAAAAGAAGGUGGUUUAUUGUCUUGAAAAUUCCAGUGGGAAGGAAAUGAUAAUUCGGGAGAAAACAAAUGCUACAGAUUGGACAAAUUGCUUAUUGAAAACUGAUUCACAUGCAGAUUUAGAAAAGCAAGUGACAACCGAUAUUAAUAUAACCAAGCCAACUUUAACUUUUAUUAUAAGGAAAUUUAGUACAAAAAUUCUUAUUAUGGUUUAAAUACAAAAUUAAAAAAAAAA
Messenger RNA from Nilaparvata lugens (brown planthopper), 2189 nucleotides. RefSeq lists its product as uncharacterized. Bases 457 to 2169 code for a protein of 570 amino acids. Lineage: Eukaryota; Metazoa; Arthropoda; Insecta; Hemiptera; Delphacidae. The record is from RefSeq and is a predicted model, not a curated record. The transcript is spliced from 2 exons.